CCACUCCCUCACUCUUCUCCAUCUCUAGUCAAAAUAAAUCUCAUAGUUUCAGACAAACAAAAAAAAAAAUAAAAGGGAAAAAAUGUCUAAGGAAGUGAGCGAAGAGGGACAGGGCGCGCACCAGCACGGCGGCAAGGACUACGUCGAUCCGCCGCCGGCGCCUCUGUUUGACUUCGGCGAGCUCAGGCUCUGGUCUUUCUACCGCGCCCUCAUAGCGGAGUUCAUAGCCACACUCCUCUUCCUCUACGUCACCGUCGCCACCGUCAUCGGCCACAAGAAGCUCAACGCCGCCGACCAAUGCGACGGCGUCGGCAUCCUCGGCAUCGCCUGGGCCUUCGGCGGCAUGAUCUUCGUCCUCGUCUACUGCACCGCCGGGAUCUCCGGCGGCCACAUUAACCCGGCGGUGACGUUCGGGCUGUUCCUGGCGAGGAAGGUGUCUCUGGUGAGGGCGGCGUCGUACAUGGUGGCGCAGUGCUCUGGCGCCGUCUGCGGAGUGGGGCUGGUGAAGGCCUUCAUGAGGGGCUACUACAACAAGCUCGGCGGCGGCGCCAACGGGGUGAACGCCGGAUACAACAACGGCACCGCCUUGGGGGCGGAGAUCAUCGGAACCUUCGUCCUUGUCUACACCGUCUUCUCAGCAACCGAUCCCAAGAGGAGCGCGCGUGACUCCCACGUCCCGGUAUUGGCUCCACUUCCGAUAGGGUUUGCGGUGUUUAUGGUUCACCUGGCCACCAUCCCCAUCACCGGAACAGGGAUCAACCCGGCGAGAAGCUUUGGCGCCGCCGUCAUAUACAACAGCCCCAAAGUCUGGGAUGACCAUUGGAUCUUCUGGGUGGGACCGUUUGUGGGAGCAUUAGCGGCGGCGGCGUACCACCAGUACAUCCUCAGAGCAGCGGCGGUGAAGGCUUUGGGAUCUUUCCGCAUCAACCCCCCAGCCAACUGAUGGAUUUUUUCACUUACAUAGUUCUCCGGCGGGCCGCCCCUCUGAAUUAAUCCUUUGCCGCCGGCGAUCAUUAAUUUAAUUAAUCCUUCAAUUCGUCUUAGCUUCACCUUACCCUUUUUAAUUUGUUUGUUACAUGUCGUACUUAAUUAGCUUUCCUUCCUUGAUGAUUCUUAGUUAGUCCUCGGCUUUAGAUUGUAAUUGAAGUACGUACGAAGUAAAUGUUCUCCACACUUCCCUUUUUUCUCCGUUCUAAAAUUACCUUCUCAUUAGCAAAAAAAGAUGACAAAUGAC
Messenger RNA from Cuscuta campestris, 1234 nucleotides. The record is from the annotation of a GenBank genome assembly. NCBI's taxonomy places the organism in Eukaryota, Viridiplantae, Streptophyta, Magnoliopsida, Solanales, Convolvulaceae.